Aspergillus oryzae RIB40 is the source of this 1689-nucleotide messenger RNA. RefSeq lists its product as uncharacterized. Gene Ontology annotation, biological process: transmembrane transport. The record is from RefSeq and is a predicted model, not a curated record. Bases 1 to 1689 code for a protein of 562 amino acids. The transcript is spliced from 5 exons. Lineage: Eukaryota; Fungi; Ascomycota; Eurotiomycetes; Eurotiales; Aspergillaceae. Gene Ontology annotation, molecular function: transmembrane transporter activity. Gene Ontology annotation, cellular component: membrane.
AUGACGGCGCAAGUCGACUCGCCACCUUUGGCAUCUUCCGUAUCAUCAGUAUCUUCGGUGGGGAGACAAACAAUCAAAAAGACUCGUCUGCAACAGGUUGUUGUCAUAGUCCAGCUCGUCGGAGUCACUCUGACGGCAAGCUUGAUCAAUGGCCUGGUCACUAUCGCACUGCCGACUAUCACGAAGGAUCUUGAGCUGCCAUCUUCUUUAGCUUUCUGGCCCUCAUCUGUGAGCAGUCUUGCCACUGCGUCGACACUUCUCCUCGCCGGUUCUAUUGCCGAUACCAUUGGGCCACGAUGGGUUGAACUGGUCGGAUCUUUCUCCAGCGGAGCCUUGAUGAUUGGGCAAGGACUAGCACAGAAUGGCGAAGGGCUGGUAGUAAUGAGAGCGCUUCAAGGUGUUGGCCUCGCCUUUCAUCUGGCCUCCUCGGUCUCUAUCAUCACCCAGCUCCUGCCCCAAGGCAGAGGCCGUAAUUUUGCUUUCUCAUGCAUCGGCCUCAGCCAACCGCUCGGUUUCUCCCUCGGACUGGUCGUGGGUGGCGUUCUAGUUGACACAAUUGGCUGGCGAGCUGGAUGGUACAUCGCCGGAGGAAUCACUCUCUUCUUCGCAGUUAUUGCAGUAUGGACAAUUCCCAAGAAUAAAACCGUUCAAGAUGAGAGCCUUCUCCACAAUGUCCGGACGAAGAUCGACUGGCUCGGCGCCUUUCUGGCCUCCGCAUUCAUGGCCCUCCUCUGUUACCUCCUGGCUAUCGUAAGCGCGGACCCGUCCCGCAUAAAGUCAGUCGACAGUAUCGUCAUCCUAUGCCUGGCAGCAAUUGCCCUGCCACUCUUCAUCAUCUCAUCCCACCACCGAGUCAAACGAAACAAAGUAGCCCUAAUCCCGAACUCUCUAUGGAGAAACACCUCCUUCUCCAGCGUCUGCGCCACAGUCGCCCUCUCCAACGCAGUCCUCAAUUCCAUGGAACUCUUUGCCAGUCUAUUCUUCCAAGAAGUCCAAUACCUCUCAGCCCUACAAGCCUCCAUCCGCAUUCUCCCAAGUCUCAUAGUUGGCGCCCUCCUAAACCUAAUCAUCGGCCUCUUCGUCCACAAAAUACGCGCCGUCUGGAUCGUAACCAUCACCUCGCUUCUCUGCGCGGGCUCCCCCCUCCUCAUGGCCGUCAUCCAACCUUCCUGGCCAUAUUGGGGUAAUGCCUUCUUCGCGCAGAUCCUGCAGCCCGUCAGCUUCGAUGCGCUGUUUACCGUCGGUCUGAUUGUCAUCACCGAUGUGUUUCCAGAUGAUACGCAAGCGCUAGCUGGCGCGGUGUUCAACACCUCGGCGCAGUUCGGAAGUGCCCUGGGACUUGCGGUGUUGCAGGUUAUUUCGACGGUGGUGACGGAUCAAUCUGGGGCUGCUAAGGAGAGUUUUACAAUGCCGGGAGCCUGGCGGUACCUCACUAUGGGAGGUGAAAACGAAGGAGAACAUGUCACGGCAGCUAUAGCAGCCGCCCCUGUCAGCAAGAUUUGCUUCUGGGAGAGAAGCACUGGCACAAAAAUUAUAACAGCGUUCAACGUGGCAUGGGCAAAUGGGAAGGAAUCCGCCACCUACGGAGAUACCCAUGGUGCCACCAAAACUGUGCUUGAACUCAGGUAUGAUUUCAACACUCAAAACAUCGGCCGAGGAGUUAGGCGUUACAACGACGGUGCUGGGUAA